AUGGCUGUCACACUAUCAACCACUCCCUCCAUGAACAAGCGCUGGCCUCCCCUGGCCGACAAGACCUCCCUCCCCUACAGGCUCACCACCCUCUCCAAGCAAAAACUCGCCCGCGAGGCCACCGCGCCCGACCCGAAUAUCAGACGAUGCCUCGGCCACUUUCGCCUCCACUGCACGUCCAUGGAAUGGGCUCAGCGGGAUAUGACCUCUCGCAUCAACUCCUUUGAUCUCGAUUCCGACUCGGAAGACGAGGAGGAGAUACAUGACGAUGAGGUUCCAGAGGUGCCUGCUCCAGAGGUGGUGGAGCGUCUUGUCGAGAAGGCCAGCACUGUUACCGUCGCUGAACCCGCCGCUAAAGAGGAGACGACGCUCCAUGUGAGCUUUGAAGUCGUAUCAAGCGUCCCAGCCUCUGCUCCUACUCCCUCGACACCAACAACAACAACGACAACAACGACAACAACAACAACAGAACAAGAAAAAGAAAGCCUCCUAGAAAAAGGCCGCAGUUGUCUGGAAAAGACAGUCCAGAUGAAACAUUUCUGGCCUGCCCAUGGGCCCUGUCUACCUGUUCGCAUCGCCGGGUAA
Aspergillus novofumigatus IBT 16806 is the source of this 585-nucleotide messenger RNA. RefSeq lists its product as uncharacterized. NCBI's taxonomy places the organism in Eukaryota, Fungi, Ascomycota, Eurotiomycetes, Eurotiales, Aspergillaceae. Bases 1 to 585 code for a protein of 194 amino acids. The transcript has a single exon. The record is from RefSeq and is a predicted model, not a curated record.